GAAUUUGUUGCUCAUUCAAGCAAAGUGACUUGCCUAAAAUUAAGCCAGAAAAAUCCUCACUUAUUAGCAACGGGUGGUCAGGACAUGAAGGUCAAUUUGUGGAGUUUAGAUAGCGCCAACUGCCAAAUGGUGAUGUCAGGUCAUGAAUCACCACUGCAGUCACUCAGUUUCCACAAAUCAGGAACAAAAUUGGGGGGUGGUUGCAAGAAGGGAGUUUUCAAAAUAUGGGACCUGCAGAACGCCAAACUGACACAUACUUUUUCAAACCACAAGUCAACGUUGAACUGCAUCGAGUUUCAUGAUUUCGGAGACUUUGUUGCUACAGGAUCUGCCGACCAACAGAUCAAGCUCUGGGAUCUAAAAAGAAAGGGUUCUAUUAUGACAUACAAAGGUCAUUCGUCUGCAGUUACGUGCAUCAGUUUCAGUCCUGACGGCAGGUGGAUGGCCUCAGGUGACGACGACGGCGUGGUCAAGAUUUGGAAUAUGGCCACGCACAAGCAGCUGUGUCAAUUUGACGACCACAAACAGUCAAUAAACUGCAUAAAGUUUCACCCGAUAGAACUUCUCAUGAUAACAUCAUCUGCUGAUUGUUCGAUGAAGAUUUGGGACAUGGACGAGAAGAAGUUGCUGGCGAGCAUUAAAAUUGAUGAUUCCGAAGGCCCAAUACGGUUGGCAAUGUUUGAUGCAGAUGGGAGUAAAUUGUUCAGUCUGACGACGAAACACUUGCGUAUACAUGGAUGGGAGCCAACUCAUUGUUUCGCAACUGUCGACAUCAACCACCAAAACACAAAUCACGCCAUCCUAUCCAACAAUCAAAUGGUAAAUUAUUCUCAAAUUUUCAGUUAUAAUUUGCUUUUAAAGAUUAUUGCUUUGUUGGUAGUUAGUCAGAAAAUUUUUAAAUAA
Messenger RNA from Helobdella robusta, 903 nucleotides. RefSeq lists its product as hypothetical. Gene Ontology annotation, cellular component: katanin complex. Gene Ontology annotation, molecular function: protein binding. Lineage: Eukaryota; Metazoa; Annelida; Clitellata; Rhynchobdellida; Glossiphoniidae. The transcript is spliced from 8 exons. The record is from RefSeq and is a predicted model, not a curated record. The annotation marks the transcript as partial. Gene Ontology annotation, biological process: microtubule depolymerization.